Molecule: messenger RNA, 1467 nt
Organism: Musca vetustissima
Lineage: Eukaryota; Metazoa; Arthropoda; Insecta; Diptera; Muscidae
Gene: 5PtaseI
Product: inositol polyphosphate-5-phosphatase A
Exons: 9
Coding region: 1-1467 (488 amino acids)
Biological process (GO): phosphatidylinositol dephosphorylation
Molecular function (GO): inositol-polyphosphate 5-phosphatase activity
Source: RefSeq, a predicted model, not a curated record
AUGGACGCCACUGUUUCGGGGAUCCCAAUUGGGACAGGUGGUCCAAUAUAUACGCUGUUGGUGACGGCUAACGUAGGAAGUUUGUUCGAAGAUCCCACACGAUUGUUACAACCUUGGUUGGAAGCCUUCUUGCAGAAAGUAUGCGAAAUCAAACCACAAUUUUUGGCAUUACAUCUACAAGAAGUAGGUGGCAAAACUUACGAAAAAUCCACUCAACACGUGCAAGAAUUUAUAAAACUAUUGUGUGAGGCUUCUACAAUGCAAGACUUAAAUAUCGUGCGUAUAUAUUUGGAUGAAGAUUUUAAUACUGCGGCAAAUUUUACGGCACUUGGAAAUAUUUACUUUAUUCACAAAAAUUUUCAAAACGUACGACUUUGGAAUUUUUUUACUCGUACCUGGGAAAAUGCUGAAGGAAGAGAUAUUUAUUCAGGCAACAUAGAAACUGUAUCUAGUAAGGAGAAGUCCAAAUUUCCGCAACAUUUCUUUCCUGAGUGUAAAUGGUCCAGGAAGGGAUACAUGCGUACUCGUUGGAAUAUUAAUGAUACAGUGUUUGAUCUAGUCAACAUACACCUUUUUCAUGAUGCUUCAAAUUUAGCUGCAUCCGAGGAGUUCCCAUCAGUUUAUUGUAGAACAAGAAGAAGAGCAUUAGUGCAUACAAUUGAAAGGUUUCACCUGGAUGAAGAAAAUGGAUUAGUCCCAUUUUUUAUAUUUGGUGAUUUUAAUUUCAGAUGUGAUGCGUCAGGAGUUAUCAAGGAAUUAACUGAAAAUCUCACCGCCCACCGUGUCCAGAGUACCAAAAAUGACAACACCAAAAUUUAUUAUAGGAAUUCUGACGGAGACAACAUAUUGACCAUUGGUAAAAAGGAAUUCAGUCAUGCUGAUCACCAAUUAAAGUUUAAGGAACCGUGGUUAAAAAAAUUUGAUCGUGAAUUGGAACCUUUGCAAGAUUUUCUACAUGAAUUUGAGAUUGAUUUCCCUCCUUCAUAUCCGUACAUGGAGGAUCCAGAAUUGCCAACAAAUUUCAUGUUUACACGCUGCCCAUCAUGGUGCGACCGAAUACUGAUGAACCCAGAAGCGCGUCUAAUUAUAGAUGAAGAUCUAUCUCCAAAUACGUACAAUAUAGUUGGAGAAAAUGUCUGUAUGGGCGAUCACAAGCCUGUAUUUUUACAUAUUUGCAUCAAACCGAAGCAAGGUUCAUCUAAUCAGCCGGUUCAAAUUCAAGUGGAAAAACUUCAAAAGAUUAUGAACGAAUCUGUAAAUGAUGACGUAAUUUGGGUCGAACAGAGUCAUGUAGACGUUGACAAGAUCUCAGAAAUAUCUUGUAAAUCCCGGUAUGUUAAUCUACGUUCUAUAACAAAUAUGGAUGGUGAUAACGAGGCUGGUGAAGUGUCGCAUGCAGAGGAGGAAAAUAUAGAAUUUUUCAAUAAAGUGCAUCCUAUAACUAUUGUAAAGGAAACCACUGUCUAA